This is a messenger RNA of Vespula vulgaris, 3519 nucleotides long. RefSeq names its product glycosaminoglycan xylosylkinase. NCBI's taxonomy places the organism in Eukaryota, Metazoa, Arthropoda, Insecta, Hymenoptera, Vespidae. The coding region runs from base 504 to 1895 and encodes 463 amino acids. The record is from RefSeq and is a predicted model, not a curated record. Gene Ontology annotation, biological process: protein phosphorylation. Gene Ontology annotation, molecular function: phosphotransferase activity, alcohol group as acceptor. Gene Ontology annotation, cellular component: Golgi apparatus. The transcript is spliced from 6 exons.
UGGUACGGCUAUGAUAAUGGUGUACGUAUCGAAUGGAAUAUGUCCGAUCGAGAAGUGAUAUCGAUGAAUCAAGUGGAUUAAUACAAAGAAGUGCUGUUAACGCGUAUGUAAUUGUUGAAGUAUGAAAUAUUUUAUUAAAACUAUCUUUAUUCUAAUUAAAGAAAGACGUACUGAAUGAAGCGUCGUAUGACGUUAUUGCUAAGGCGUCACUGUUGGAUAUCGUUCGUUAAUGCAGCUUUUGUAAAAUUACACGAAAGUAUCGGUAUUUAUGAAAAAUAAAGUGUAAUAUGAAAAUAAAUGUAAAAAAAGAAAAGAAAGAAAAGAAAAAUAUGGCCUGUCUCCGUUCUUCAAGUAUCGAAUGUUAUCGAUCAUCUAUAGGUGUGAAUAAUUGCAGUAUUGUACCGAGUCGAUAAUUUCAUUAAAAACAAUUUCUUUGAAAAAUGUCACACUACGAGUCUCCCAUGGGAUAAUUGAAUUUAAUCCGAACAUUUCAAGAAUUAGAGAUGAUUGGCAGGCGUUGUGUUCUACUUGCCCUUGGCAUCCUUUUGAUCCUUGUGAUUACUGUAAACAUUUAUUUUAUUCGCAUAAUCGUAGAGAAUUCUUCACAAAAGUCACAGUUCAAAAAUUUACCUUUAGUCGAGGAAAAUUAUCUUCCAGGGUCGUCUUUACGCAAGAAUGAAAAUAGGAGAAAUUUUCAAAAGUCCGUCGGUGAAGAUAUCAAUGAAAAAAUUAAAGAAGAGACACGAAUAUUACCUUCAAAAUAUUUUAAACAAAAUACGAGUUACUUGAUCGUACUCGAACGGUUAUUGUCCGAAUUGAAGAUUAUGGACAACGCGCAUGAAGAUAUAUGGAGUAUUCCUAGUAACAAUUGGCCUGAUGCUCACCAGUUAAUACCGCCAUCGGCUCCGGAAUUAGGGACUAUACUCAAUGCUUUGAGGAAAGCAAAAGUAAAACAUGCCGACAACGCUGUCCUUGGUACACAAUUGAAACUUAUGCUGACACUGGAGAAUGGUGCAAAGGCUGUAUUUAAACCGCAAUGGUAUUCUAGAGAUACAGUUAUUCGUGGACCCGUUUAUUACGGAAAAGAUCGUCAUAAUGCAGAAAUCGUAGCAUUUCAUUUAUCCUCGUUACUUGCUUUACGAAGAGUACCCCUUGCUGUUAUUCGAAAACUUGAUCUUAACAAUGAGAUUCGUAAGCAUGCAACACCAGAAUUAUAUACUACUAUGUAUCAGGAGGGUAAUGAUACGUGUUUGUACGGUGUUUGUCAUUACUGUUCUUCGAACGAUCCAGUUUGUGGAACAGGCGAUAUCUUGGAAGGUGCAUUGAUAUUUUGGUUACCGCGUUACUUGCAUCUCGUAAAACAUCGACAUCCAUGGCAGAGGACAUACAAGAAAAAAAAACUUGCACCUUGGGAAAUGGAUGAUAAUUAUUGCAAGAAGGUCAAAGAGUCUAAAGCAUACUCGCCACAAUUUUCAAGUAGGCUAUUGGAUUUGGUAGAUACAGCAGUUUUUGACUUUUUGAUGGAUAACGGUGAUCGGCAUCAUUAUGAAUUAGCGCAAAAUAAUUUUCACAAUCCUGCUGUAUUAUUGAUAGACAAUGGGAAGAGUCUUGGUAAUCCGGACGUUGAUCAUCUUGACAUUUUAGCGCCACUUUAUCAAUGUUGCAUAAUACAUAAAACUACAUGGGAUCGUUUAAAAAUGUUCAGUGGUGGUACACUGAGCUUGUCAUUGGAAAAGCUUAUUGCUCGCGAGACGAUAAUGGCCGAUGUUCUACCGCUUAUUUCAGAUGCACAUCUCAGCGCUAUGGAUAGAAGGCUUCUUACCAUUUACGCUGUCGUUGAAUACUGUGUAAAGAAAAAGAGAUACGUUUCUAAUGUAAUUCUAGAUCAUCGGUAGUAUGAAGUAAGAAAUAAGAUAUUUUAUAGAUCGAUUAUCCGGUUAAUUACCGAUGAUACUAGAAUUUGAUUUGAAAUAGUAGAAGAAUUUUGCAGCAGCUAUGUGUAAAUAAUAAAUUUGAUAGAUAUGUGAACACAGUCGCGCACACAGCCACACACACACGAUAUGUAUGUAUGUUGUAUUUUUUUUAUAUGUUACAUCUUAUAUAACGACAUUUAAUAUAUUUGAAUCGACGAUGAAACAAUUGUUUUGGAUGACGACGUAACGUGUAAGACGUAAAAUGAUUUAAUGCUAGAGAUCGUUAGAGUUUAAUGUGGUUUAUUUUAUGUCACAAUAAUUACCAUUAUUUGGAUAAAUUUUGAAUGUAGCGCCGUACAGCGUAUAAAUACGGUACAAACGUAAAAAACCUGUUAAUACGAUUGUAUAAUCGUUAACAUACUUUAAAGUUCGUGUCACAGAUUGGGAUCUGAGAAUACUCUCAGUUCGAUAACAUGUACAAUAUGUAUAGCGAAUGUAGCUCGUGGUACUCGUCGGGAUUUGCAGUAAAGAGAAACUUGUGGGAGCGAAACAAGCUACAAGUCAGCGUAAUGUCGCAGCAUUCGACUACUUUCCUUUCUGUUACCACAAGACUUCUCGCAAGCUUAUGAUACCAAACUUUGAGUCAAGUUUCCACGUUAGCUCCUUCCUCCUCAACGUCUUCGCACAAUAACCCUUAUAUACUUUAUUUACAACAUUACAUGACCAGAAUUACUCACAUAUCUUAUCGAAUAAUUAUUCAGUUUUUGUUCAUAAUACAUAUCUAGCGCCGUCAUUCGCGUAUGUUCGUGUAUAUGUAUAUGUCAGGCGCAUGCGUAUUACGUGUGUGUGUGGUACGUGUACGUAUGCGUAUAUCCGAGACGUACGUGUGUAUAUUAUAUAUAAUAACAUUUUUGUUCUUUUAUAAUUAAAUAGAGCUUUCGUAGCAAAGUAUGUAUAAAUAGACUAUCCUCGCGCGCACGAUUAUCUCGAAUUGCUUCGCGUUCUCGAGUGCGAAACAAAUACAUAUAUGCUGCAUCGAACCAUCCGUCCAUGAGAUCCGUCUAAGAAAACAUAGAUUAUAGAUUACCUGAAAAUAUUGGACGAGUGGAAUAGCGGCUUUGCCAUUCCUACAUCUUCGCUUAGUCCAUAUUUCUACGUUCUAUGAUAAUACUGUAUACCAGCAAAACUUUUGAGUAUAUCACUUUUUUUUCUUUAUAGGCUGUAUUUGCAUGACUCUCGUAUAACAAUUCGAUCGUAGAAAUGCAUUCAUUCGAAACAAAUUCGUAUUUCGGUAACGGCAGCGUUGAUUAUUGCAUGGAGACGUACGAUUUAUCUCCGCGUCACCUCUAUUCCUCGGAAAAAAGGCGGAAUCAUCCCUUACAUAGUUGUCGUUUACUUAUUUAAUUAAAUAUCACACCAAAGUGCUCGAUGCACGUAGAACUUGGAUAUAGGCCAACCACAGGUAAUAAAGAUGUUUUUAAAUGUAUAUGAGACAUCACUUUGCAUGCGAUUUAAAUUUAGUUACUUGGAGGGAUGAAAGAAGACACAAAGGAAAGAAAGAGAAAUUGAAAAAAGAAAAAGGAAAAAGAGAAAAAAAAAGAGGAAA